Hipposideros armiger (great roundleaf bat) is the source of this 1667-nucleotide messenger RNA. RefSeq names its product serpin family E member 2 (gene SERPINE2). The transcript is spliced from 9 exons. NCBI's taxonomy places the organism in Eukaryota, Metazoa, Chordata, Mammalia, Chiroptera, Hipposideridae. Bases 112 to 1305 code for a protein of 397 amino acids. Gene Ontology annotation, molecular function: serine-type endopeptidase inhibitor activity. The record is from RefSeq and is a predicted model, not a curated record. Gene Ontology annotation, biological process: negative regulation of endopeptidase activity; negative regulation of plasminogen activation.
CACGUGACGGGUAAUGCACGUGACGCGUAAUGCACGUGACAGGAAAGACAGAUUGGCUUCUGGAAAACUCGUGCUUUGCAGGAGCUCGGGUUGGCCUUGACGGAAAGAACCAUGAACUGGCAUUUCCCCUUCCUCCUCGUGGCCACAGUGACUUUGCCCUCUGUGUGCUUGCAGUUCAAUCCUCAGCCCCUGGAGGAACUGGGCUCCGACAUAGGAAUCCAAGUUUUCAAUCAGAUCGUCAAAUCGCGGCCUCGUGACAACAUCGUCAUUUCCCCCCAUGGGAUCGCGUCCGCCCUGGGCAUGCUGCAGCUGGGAGCUGGUGGCAGAACGAAGCUGCAGCUCGCCACGAUGAUGAAGUAUAACGUGAACGGACUCGGUAAAAUUUUAAAGAAGAUCAACAAGGCCAUCGUCUCCAAGAAGAAUAAAGAUAUUGUGACCAUGGCUAAUGCAAUGUUUUUGAACAACGGCUCUAAAGUCGAAGUGCCUUUUGUCGCGAGGAACAAAGAUGUGUUUCAGUGCAAAGUCCGGAAUCUGAACUUUGAGUAUCCGGCCGCCGCCUGUGACUCCAUCAACGCGUGGGUUAAAAACGAAACCAGAGGGAUGAUCGACAACCUGCUGUCCCCAGAUCUUAUCAACGGCAUGCUCACCAGAAUGGUCCUGGUCAAUGCCCUGUAUUUUAAGGGUUUGUGGAAAUCACGGUUUCGACCUGAGAACACCAAGAAACGUACCUUUGUGGCAGCUGAUGGAAAGUCCUAUCAAGUGCCGAUGCUAGCCCAGCUGUCCCUGUUCCAGAGCGGGUCGACAAGCACCCCCGGUGGCUUAUGGUACAACUUCAUUGAACUCCCCUACCAUGGGGACAGCAUCAGCAUGCUGAUUGCACUGCCAAGCGAGAGCUCCACGCCACUCGCGGCCAUCAUCCCGCACAUCAGCACCAAGACCAUAGACAGCUGGAAGAGCAUGAUGGUGCCCAAGAGGGUGCAGGUCAUCCUGCCCAAGUUCACAGCUGUAACACAAACAGAUCUGAAGGAGCCGCUGAAAGCUCUUGGCAUCACCGAUAUGUUUGACGCGACAAAGGCAAAUUUUGCAAAAAUCACAAGGUCAGAAAACCUUCAUGUUUCUCACAUCUUGCAAAAAGCAAAAAUUGAAGUCAGCGAAGAUGGAACCAAAGCUUCCGCAGUAACAGCUGCGAUUCUCAUAGCGAGGUCGUCGCCUCCCUGGUUUAUAGUGGACAGACCGUUUCUGUUUUUCAUCCGACAUAAUCCUACAGGUGCCUUCUUAUUCAUGGGGCAGAUAAACAAACCCUGAAGAGUACAGAGAAGAAUCCACGCAAAGCCAAGACACCUUGGCUCUGAAGGAAAGACUCCUUGCCUACAUCUUUCAUAGUUCUGUUAAAUAUUUUUGCACAUUACUUCCUUUUUCAAAAUUAGUUCUUAGGAACAGAGACUCAACGAUACAAGCGUUUCUAUUCUGAUAUGUGUUCAAGGAGAAAGAGAAGGGGCAGGACGUCUGGAACAUUGGACUGAGUAAUAAGCAGAAAGGCUUCCAAAUGUCUCAAAGAUUCUUUAAACUACUGAGUAUUUACUGUCCAGUUCAGGAUUUUUGUUUUGUUUUGUUUAUUUGUGUGGCUUUUCAGAAGAAAUUUAAUCAGUGUGAUGGGGGUGGGGGGA